AUGCGAUCCCAAGUAUCUCGCAAUUUCAACCCACUUCUCAGCCACCGGGUCAUUCCUCUUCGCUUCACACCGAGCUCUUGCUCCUCCCGGUUUCUAUCUAGUUCUUCGCGCAAGCCUCCUCACUCGAAGCCAAGCACUAAGGCUCUUAGAGCUGCACCGACUAUUCCAUUUUUUAGUGCCUUCUUCAGCUCUAAUCGCAAGCCCGAAGAGCCAACUGAAGCCAUGUCGCACCCUGACCAGCGAAGCGAAGACCAGUGGAGAGCUGUUCUAAACCCAGAGCAAUUCCGCAUCCUCCGUGAAAAGGGUACUGAGCGCGCGGGAACUGGUGAAUACGAUUCCCACUACCCAUCGAAAGGCGUUUACAAUUGCGCUGGUUGUGAUGCGCCUCUUUAUACCGCUGACCACAAGUUCAAAUCUGGCUGUGGCUGGCCAGCAUACUUUGAUUCCAUCCCUGGUGCUGUGACCAGACAUGUUGAUAACACAUUCGGCAUGAAGCGGACGGAAAUUGUCUGCACUAACUGUGGGGGUCAUCUCGGCCAUGUGUUCGAGGGUGAGGGAUAUCCAACUCCUACAGAUGAACGUCAUUGUGUGAACAGUGUCAGUCUACGUUUCACAGAAGACGCCAGUGCUUCCAAGGAUCCAAAGGCAAAAGCUUAA
Penicillium paradoxum is the source of this 657-nucleotide messenger RNA. Its product is annotated as peptide-methionine (R)-S-oxide reductase. Gene Ontology annotation, molecular function: peptide-methionine (R)-S-oxide reductase activity. The transcript is spliced from 2 exons. The record is from RefSeq and is a predicted model, not a curated record. Gene Ontology annotation, biological process: protein repair; response to oxidative stress. Bases 1 to 657 code for a protein of 218 amino acids. Lineage: Eukaryota; Fungi; Ascomycota; Eurotiomycetes; Eurotiales; Aspergillaceae.